Ornithodoros turicata is the source of this 1685-nucleotide messenger RNA. RefSeq lists its product as uncharacterized. Gene Ontology annotation, biological process: vesicle-mediated transport. Bases 270 to 1595 code for a protein of 441 amino acids. Lineage: Eukaryota; Metazoa; Arthropoda; Arachnida; Ixodida; Argasidae. Gene Ontology annotation, molecular function: GTPase activity; GTP binding. The record is from RefSeq and is a predicted model, not a curated record. The transcript is spliced from 14 exons.
CGCAGAGAAACAGACCAAGCGUCAUAAUAGACAUAAAAUUUUGGGGCACAAUACGUCCUCUAAUAUCUACUUCAGCUUAUUAUCUUCGCUACUUUAUCUUCGUUACAAACCCCGAAGGUUUAUCUUGGCGAACCCUGUACAACUCUGUCACGUGACAAACUCCUACCCCAGAGUUUCUUUUGGAGCACAGCCAAUACGUCAUAUCUCGCAAGGGCUCACGGCAGCGUGUAUUAUAGUUUAUCCCUUCUGUGCAACUGCUGCGACUCGUCAUGAACAAACAGGGACCCUCAGCCAUAACAGUGGCAGUGAUAGGAGAAUCAGGAGUCGGGAAAACCACCUUCAUCGACGCACUAACAGCUGGUGAGGGCAAACAGACGGAUGUCUUUUCUGCAGUAGGAGUGGUCGUGAGGAAGCGAAGUAUCCUAAUCGGACGUGGCCUGGUCAGGUUGACCUUCUGGGACAUAGCCGGGUGUGCCAGUGACGAAAGAGAGAGAGAGCGACAAGGCGAAGCUGAAGGACUAGCAACAACAUCAGCAUUACACAGAGCAGACAGACGACAGUACAGAGCUCGAACACCACAGAAUCGCAUGACGGGGUACCUACAAAAUGUAGAUGUCAAGAAAGUAGACGGCUUCAUCCUCAUGUACGGGGUCUACAGAUGGGACACCUUCGGCGCCCUCCUGGAUUCUGUCGACGCCCUGCAGGAACAUCUAGGAGGGAAGCCCGCUCUAAUUGUUGGGAACAAAUUUCGCAACCGUGCCGCUGACGAAGCAGAAGUUAGUCAGUGUAAUGGAAAAGUACUAGCUGAGGAUUUGAGAGCGCACUUCUUCGAGAUUGAUGCUCUCGACGGAAACAAGGUGCGAGAAGCAGUGCAGAACUGGACAAAUGAAGUACUGAGUGUUAUGUGCACGAGGAAGAGGCCAUUGAAGACAGCCGUAGAUGAGGACCGGACACGUUCUGAUAUUCCAUCAUCAAUACCUUCAGUAACAAGAUAUGGUCACCAGAGGCGCCUCAAGGUUAUCUUGGUUGGAAACAGCAAAGUGGGCAAGACAUCUUUCGUUAUGAGGCUGGUCGAGGGAGAAUUUCGAGAGCCAGAGAAUAUAAAACCACAAUUUGACAUCACACGGCACGACAUUGAUGUCGAAGGCCAUACAGUAAAGCUGCAAAUCUGGGCUACUGCAGCACAGGAAAGGUCUCACACUGUGCCCGAGCAGUACUACUACAGACGAGCGGGAGGAGCCAUUGUCAUGUACGACAUCACCUGCAGGAAAAGCUACCUCGAUGUCUCCAAGUGGGUUGCGGAGAUCAAGAAAAAAUCCUCCGCACAACUACUCGUGGUGGUAGCCACCAAACGGGACCUGUCCGAAUCACGUCAAGUGAAAGCGAAAGAAGGAGAGGAGCUUGCCCUCUCUUUGUCCUCCUCAACAAUGACGGUGCCAUUCUUUGAAGUUAGCGCCAAAACGGGAUUCAGCGUUCUCUGGGCGGUAAAACACUUGGCACUGAAAAUGCUGCGAGCUGAAGAUGGCGAAGUUCACGAUGUCUGUCAGCUUCAGAGCCAGGCUGAGCAGCAACAGCAACGCAAAUGCUAUUCCUAAACGACAGACCGUACAGACAGAUGCCCCACGUACACUAUUGUAACUUUGCGAACGAGUUUCAACAAUUGAAAUAAAUUUAAAAUAUUUUGA